Messenger RNA from Funneliformis caledonium, 611 nucleotides. NCBI's taxonomy places the organism in Eukaryota, Fungi, Glomeromycota, Glomeromycetes, Glomerales, Glomeraceae. The record is from the annotation of a GenBank genome assembly.
AUGCGGUCCGGGAACAUGGAUUUGUGAUAUGGCCACGGACUUCCCUAAUUCAAACUUCACAGGUGUCGAUAUAGUCACCACAUUCCCAACAGAAAGGCCCCGAAAUGUUACCUUUAAAAAUGGUGGCGUAAUAACAGGGUUACCGUUUCCUGAUAACACAUUUGACUUCGUUCAUAUGAGCUCAAAAGUGCUCUAUUUCACGGAAGCAGAGUGGAGGACGAAAAUCGUCGUUGAACUCGUAAGAGUUCUCAAGCCCGGAGGUUACUUGGAACUUGAGGAUGGAGAUGGAGAAUGCUAUAAUAUGUCUCCGACAUAUGACCGCAUAUCCAAAGCGGGUAUUUAUUCACAUCAAUUAAAAAAACAAAUAAAUGAACAAAUCGAGGAGAUAAUGGAAUCCUCUGGGUUAAUAAAUAUUCGGCAUAGGGAAGUUGUCAUCCCAAUUGGAAACUGGGGUGGAAAUUUAGGAGUGUUGAUGGUAGAUCUAGUUGGAAGUCUUUUUUACGGCCUCCGUGAUAAGAUAACUAAUCAGAUGAAAAUUCGUCCUAAGGAUUUUGACCGAAUCCUAGAAACAUGCAAAAAUGAAUUGGACGUUUAUAAAACUUAUGCCAAAA